Molecule: messenger RNA, 3840 nt
Organism: Moesziomyces aphidis
Lineage: Eukaryota; Fungi; Basidiomycota; Ustilaginomycetes; Ustilaginales; Ustilaginaceae
Source: the annotation of a GenBank genome assembly
AUGGCCCUUCCGCCCUUCCGCCCUUCCACCCGCCAGCCUGUCCGCCUCGACGCUCCGAUAUCCGAAGGCGAGAGAGAAUCGAAACGAGAGAGACAGCGGCCCUGCAUCCCUACCUCAUCACUACCUCUCAUCCUCCCCAUCUUACUUAGCAGCACGCUAGGCAGCCCGGAGCCAUACAGGGGGCGCAUUCGGAGCAGCAUGUCUUCGCCAUCUGCGUUUGCGCUCGCCGAGCAGCAGGAGCACAUCAUCGCACCAGACGAUUCGGACUUCCUCGACUCGGACGCCGAGGGCACCCCGCAUCCGGACGACCACCUCAUCGAGUCGGCCGUGCUCCAAGAUGUUCCCGGCGCUGCUUCCUCCUCCUCAUCACCCGCGAGACGUGCGCGCUCAGCCAAGGGCAAGCUGUGGCCGGCGCAUCCGCUCAUCCGCAUCCACAAGCGGCUGUGGUUCACCUGGUUCGACGCCUCGCUGCCCAACGAGGACGAGCUCAACCUCGACGCGGGCCACGGCGCGGCGUGGACCAACUUUGACGACGGCGAGGUGAGCAAGUACGUCGACGCGGCCGAGACCAAGCCGGCACGGCUGCACUGGUUCAACAUCGACCACGACCUCGUGUACCUGAGCUUCUGGUUCGACUGGGGCCCGUUGAACGUCGGCAUGUUCUACCGCUUCUGCCUGCACGUGCACCACAUGCUCACGGAUCCGGACAUGCAGGAUGCGACGCUCGUGCUCUACACCACGCACGCGCCCGCGCAAAAGGCGAAUGCGGCGCUGCUCGCCACGCUGUACGCCAUGAUCAUCGGCAAGGUCUCGCCCGCCGACGCCUUCUAUCCGAUCUCGGAGCUCGAGUUCAAGCCGUUCCGCGACGCAGGCUACGGGCGCGCCGACUACAACCUCUCGAUCCAGGACGUGCUGUACGGCGUGCAGCGCGCCAUCAACCACGGCCUGCUCGACCUCACCACGUUCAACCUGGACGAGUACGAAAAGUACGAGCAGGUGCACAACGGCGACUGGAACUGGAUCACGCCCAACUUUAUCGCCUUUGCCUCGCCCAACGACCGCACGUACGUCGAGGCCCUCCGCACGGGCGAUGGCCGUCUGCCCUCCAACUACAGCUUCCGCCCACCCGGGGAGGACAAGCUGUUCGGCCGCACCAUCCGCUACUUUAAGGAGCGCGGCGUCCAGCUCGUGGUGCGCCUCAACAAUCCGCUGUACGACCGCGACGCCUUCGUGCACGCGGGCAUCCAGCACGCCGACAUGUACUUUGACGACGGCUCCAAUCCGACCGACGACAUCCUCGCCGACUUUAUCGCGCGCGCCGACGAGGUGAUUCGCAACGACGGCGUCGUCGCUGUUCACUGCAAGGCGGGCCUCGGCCGCACGGGCGUGCUGAUCGGCGCAUACCUCGUUUGGAAGCACGGCUUUAGUGCGGGCGAGGCGAUUGGGUUCAUGCGCUUCAUGCGGCCCGGCUGCGUGGUGGGGCCGCAGCAGCACUUCAUGUACCAGAACUUUGUCGAGUGGGUCAAGUGGGGGGUGCGCGACCAGGCGCUCGCCGACGCGCGCAAGAUGCUCGCCGAAGAAAAGGCACGGCUCGAGGCGCAGUACAAGCCGAGCACGCCGCCGUCGACGACACGCGCGGUCAAGCGGCGUGCGGCCGGGUCGGACGCCGCCAAGGUGGCGGGCGACGAGAGUGUGGCCGACGAGCACGAGGGAUCGGAUACGGAUGCCGAGGAGCACGACGAGGCGGCGCGGCCGCGGCAGAAGCACAAGCGGGAGGCGGACGAGGCGCCGGUCACGCCGCGUGCACAGCGCGGCGGGUCGCGCGCCGUGCCUGCGUCGGCGGCACCAGGAGUCAAGCCGGCACCAUGUGUGGGGCAGCCGCGCAAGUCGCCGUCGCCAUCGCGCAAGCGGCCGGCCAUCCAGGCGCCCGCAACCGUGGCGCGGCUGGAGCUCAACACGCGCCGCUACCCGACGGGCGCCUCGUCGUUCAGCCAGCACCUGCUGCGUGCCACGAACGCCGUGCACGUCGAUGCCGAUUCGGACGCGGAAGAAAACGCCUCUCUCGACGCGUGUGCUGCGGGUGGGAGCACAGCGGGCGUGCUGGUCGAAGCGCGCAUCAACGUAGCCACUCCCCUGCGCGCGUCGCCCAAGGCGGCGGUGGGGACGCCGUCUCCCGUCGCUCGCGUACGAGGCUUCGAGCGUCCGCGCGCCAGCACUGUCGGCAGCAUCGCCACGCCGAUUCGCACCUCGAGCCGCAGUGCGAGCCCCGCCAGCCCGGGUCGGGACGUGGUUCGGGCCUCGCCGGGCAUUCGCGAUCGGUACGGCCUGCGCGACAGCAAGAGUCCGCCUCCGGCCACGCCGCCGACGCUGCGCACCUCGCGCCACGCGAGCCCGGUCAAGAUCGCGCCGCUCGUCGCGCGCGUCACGGACGCCGAGGUGCUGGGUGUGCUCGCGUGCAUCCCGCAGACCGACCGCGCCUCGCCGCCCAAGCCUGCGCCGAAGCCCGUGGCUGCGGUGGCGGAUGAGAAUGCCAUCCGCGCACCCGUGACCGCACCUAAGGUGCUGCGCACCGUCCGGUCCAAGCCCACGCUUACCGCUUCGGCCGCCCCUGGUGUUCGACGUGGAGUGGUGGCAGGGGCUCGCAGUGUAUCUGCCAAGACAGCUGCUGCGCCGGUGGUACGCACGGUGCGCGCACAGAAGAGCACCGCCGACCUGCGCACUGCCGCGCCCGCCUCACGCAGCGUCAGCAGCUCGAGCACGUCGAGCACCGCCGCCACCGUCUCGCGCGGGGGCAGCCGUCUCACCGCACCGACGGCGGCGAGUGCAGCGCGUGCAGCAGCAGCCGCGGCGCAGCGUGCCAAAGUCGCGCCUCCAGCAGCAGCAGCAGCGGGUGGGGUGAGGAAGGUGUCGGUGCUGAGGCCGCAGCCUGUGCGCAGGAGAAGGAGCAGCACGGGCCAGGCGGAUGUAGAUCUUCACCCGCCCACCUUUUCCGACCUCAGCCUCUUUUCCCCAUUGCCUCGCCAUCCUCCGAAGAUGUCACGACUUUCGAACCGGGUGUGUAUCGUAACGGGGGGUAUGCGGGGGUUCGGAGCGUCGAUUGUGUCGCUCUUUGCCUCGCACGGUGCCCGGAUCCUGGUGCUUGACCUCCUCACUCCCUCGGCGGGGUACUAUACGCCGAGCCCCGACGCUACCUCCCUUACGCCCUCCUCUGCCACAACAAACAUCUACGCAGUAGCUGCGGACAUUACAUCUCGAGACUCGUGGGUGUCGGCGCUGGCGACGGUCAAGGAGCUGUGGGGGGCGGUGCCGGACGUGGUGGUGAAUAACGCAGGCUGGACCUACUCGAACAAGCCGACGCUCGACGUGACCGACGCAGACUUCGACCGCGUGUUUGCGAUCAAUGUCAAGUCGGUCUUUCUCAGCACCGACGUUGUGCUCCCCGCCAUGCUCGAGGCCCAACUGGACGACGCCGUGUUCGUCAAUGUCUCCAGCACCGCCGCUAUCCGUCCGCGACCCAAACUGGUCUGGUAUAAUGCAUCCAAAGGCGCUGUGAGUACAGCGACCAAGGCGCUCGCCGUCGAAUACGCCCCACACAAGGUCCGAUUCAACACCGUCUCUCCCGUCGCUGGCAACACCCCCCUCUUGUCGAAAUUCGCCGGCUCAGCAGAGGCAGGCGAUACAAUGUCGCCGCACCAACUGGCGCAGUUCCACGCCUCGAUCCCCAUCGGCCGUCUCUCCGAGGGAAGCGACAUUGCAAACGCCUGUCUGUUCCUCGCCGACGCCGCCUCCAACUUCAUCACAGGCAUCGACAUUCCCGUCGACGGCGGUCGCUGCGUCUAG